Messenger RNA from Scedosporium apiospermum, 2022 nucleotides. RefSeq lists its product as uncharacterized. Lineage: Eukaryota; Fungi; Ascomycota; Sordariomycetes; Microascales; Microascaceae. The record is from RefSeq and is a predicted model, not a curated record. The coding region runs from base 1 to 2022 and encodes 673 amino acids. Gene Ontology annotation, biological process: ribosomal large subunit biogenesis; protein import into nucleus. The transcript is spliced from 2 exons.
AUGGGCAAAGCCAGGAGGAACAGAGUCCGCGUGCGCGACAACGCCGACCCCCUUGCCGCGCCCUCGAAACCACCCUCCGACCCCGAGCUCGCGGCCCUCCGCGAACAAAAGAUCCUUCCUGUCCUCGCAGAGCUCCGAAACUCAGACCCGCGAGCUAGGGCCACUGCCGCGAAUGCCAUCUUUGGCCUCCUUGGCGACGACAAGUGCAGGAGACUCUUACUUCGCGAGCAGCUGUUGCGCUUGCUUCUGAAGGAAUCGCUGGCGGACUCGAACCCUGAAGUGAGGGCCACCGGCUGGGACAUCAUUAAGAGUGUUGCCGAGAAGGAGGAUUCUGGCUUCUGUAUUCACUUGUAUAGGCAGGAGAUUUUGCCUGCUAUUGAAUUUGCCGUUGGAACUCUAUCCGAAACUCUCGAAUCCACCGAGGUUCCCUUCGAGCGGACAACCAAAGCCCAGCAAGCCAUAGUAUGGAAGAUUGCGACCUCCAUCUGCUCCCUUCUAGGCGCCCUCGGCGAAGCUCAAGAUGACAUUCUCGAGGCCAUUACCAACAACAAAAACAUCACAAAUUUCGUCCUGAGCCUCUUGGCGAGGGAAAUCAUCGACGCCGACACCCUAGACGAAUGCCUCUCCUGCGCCAUGACCCUCACCGAAGACAACCCGCCACUAGCCGAAGCGCUUGCCUCCUCGCCAGCGUUCGACCUGCUUACGAGGCUCAAAAACCUUGAUGGCUCGACCUCUGUGCUGGUCUGUGGUGUGCUGCACAACGUCUUUGCCGCGCUGGAAUGGAACGACAACAGCCCCGGCAAGGGCGGAGCGACAGAUGAGAUUCUUAUCCGACGACUGGCGCGAACGAUACAGGACUAUAAGCCGGGGAAUGCUGCUAACCGAACCGGAGAAUGGGUUGCGCCUGACGAAAUUGCUUCGUUGGCGUUGGAGAUACUGGCUUCCAUUGCGAGUGGGGUGCAAGAUACUCUGACAGGCGGAAAGUUGGCUGGCCCGAGUAAGGGUAAGGGUAGGGGCAGGGGCAGGGGCAAACCCCGCGGUCAUCGUGGUGCACAGGAAGACGAGGAGAUGGGAGAUGACGUCAUGGACGACGAUGAUGAUAUGCCCUCAGAUAUAGAUGAGUCCGACAGCGAGAUGGACGAUGACGAGAUGGCGGAAGAUAUGGACCUGGUGACCGGUGCGGACGAAGAGGACUCUGGUAUCGACGACCUUCCUACCCUGGUUAGCUUCCUCGACAAGGCCUUCCCCCAAGUCCUCAGGCUCGCAAGCCCCUCCUCGCAGUCCCAUCCCUCCCCCGAGAUCCAAGUCCACGCAGUAUCCGUCCUCAACAACCUCUCCUGGUCUCUCGCCUGUGUGGAGUUCGCUGAGGGCCAGAGCGAGGGUCUGUUCAAGGUCUGGGCUCCCCACGCCAAGGAAAUCUGGGACCGAGUCGUCAACGAAACCCUCGACUCCGACACGAACGACCUCGACCUCGCUACCGAAGUUACGAGCUUAGCCUGGGCGGUCGCCAAAGCCUUGGGUGGCAAACUGGCCAUAGGAGAGGGUCAACACCAGAAAUUCAUCUCGCUGUAUCAAGCGACGAAGAAGAUGGCCAGCACGGUUGAGAACGGACAGCCUGCUCCCACUGAUACCCAGGACCCGUUCCAGAGCCUGGGCGUCAAGUGCAUCGGCGCGCUCGGCCAGCUCGCCCGCGAUCCUGCGCCUCUACCUCUUAAUCGCGAUAUUGGCACGUUUCUCCUCACCACCAUCUCUUUCCUUCCCGAGACUGCGCCUGCGGAGGUGGUCGAGGCGCUUAAUCAGGUCUUUGAUAUCUAUGGCGAUGAGGAGUUAGCUUGUGACGAAGUCUUUUGGAAGGAUAACUUCCUAAAACACCUGGAGGAAGCUCUCCCGAAGACGAGGAAGAUGCUAAAGGGUAUCCAUAAGAACGAGCCGAGAUUGAAGGAGUUGCGGGAUAGGGCUGAAGAGGUCGUCAUGAACCUCGAGCGCUUCGUACAAUAUAAGAAGAAGCAUCGACCGUCCUGA